AUGGCCGCCUGCGUAGAGGUAGAGCCUGCUGCCGCUGCGAGGCCGGCCGGUCUGAAGAGGAAGCGCAUCGCCGUCAGCAGCGCGGAGCCGUACGACGAGAUGAGCCGCCUCGGCGAGGGGGCCUUCGGCGCGGUCGUCAAGGCGCGCCACCGCGGCACGGGCCAGAUCGUCGCCAUCAAGCGCGUCGGCGAGGCCCACGGCGGGCACGCUGCGCUGCUGCGGGAGGCGCGCUUCCUCGAGGAGGCGUCAGGCGGCGCCGCCAACCCAUUCGUCGUCGGCUUCCACGGCGUCGUCCGCGCCCCGGCCACCUUGGACCUCGGCCUCGUCAUGGAGUGCGUAGGCCCCAGCCUCCACGGCCUCCUCCGCCAGCGCGGGGCCCGUUGA
Molecule: messenger RNA, 384 nt
Organism: Panicum virgatum (switchgrass)
Lineage: Eukaryota; Viridiplantae; Streptophyta; Magnoliopsida; Poales; Poaceae
Product: cyclin-dependent kinase 5 homolog
Exons: 2
Coding region: 1-384 (127 amino acids)
Biological process (GO): protein phosphorylation
Molecular function (GO): ATP binding; protein kinase activity
Source: RefSeq, a predicted model, not a curated record